GGAUUCUGGCCAGAGACCAACCCAAAAGAAGUCUUUUGUCUUGGUGGUGUCACCGCUCAAUGCCUUGAUCAGGUAACGAAAUUAAAGCAGAGUGGUCUGAAAGCGUGUAUUUUGAAAGGUGAUCACAUAGAAGGAGAAGAAGAAGAAAGAAAAGAAGAACAAGAAGGAUUGGCACUCAGUGCAAUAGAAAACCUGAAGGAGUUUCAGUUAAUUUUUGCUCACCCGGAAGCCCUUGUAGGCAACAAAAAUGUCAUUAAGCUCCUGAAGACUGCAGAGUUUAAAAAUGGUAUGAAAGCCAUCGUUGUGGAUGAAGCACAUCUCGUUGUUGACUGGUGA
Molecule: messenger RNA, 336 nt
Organism: Porites evermanni
Lineage: Eukaryota; Metazoa; Cnidaria; Anthozoa; Scleractinia; Poritidae
Source: the annotation of a GenBank genome assembly